Molecule: messenger RNA, 1716 nt
Organism: Colletotrichum fioriniae
Lineage: Eukaryota; Fungi; Ascomycota; Sordariomycetes; Glomerellales; Glomerellaceae
Source: RefSeq, a predicted model, not a curated record
AUGACGUCGGUCUCUUUCCCUCCAAGCAGACCCGACAGGAAGCUAUCGCCAUUCGGAGGCACAUCGACUGGUGGCUUUGGGAGUCGGCCUGACGUGAGCAAAAACGUUCUCGGCCUCAAUGGGGCGAGCGCCGGCGGUGGGCAGCGGUCGACACGCAACUUGAAUAACCAGCCUCCCGACAUGACAACUCCUGCGACAAAGCGGAAGGGCGUCAACCCGUUCGAUGGCGCCAGCUCAGACGAUAAUCGACGACGAAAAAACACGAAGGGAGAUUCACAGGGCGAGUGGAAGAAGAAAGGUCUCAAGGCGCAAGGCGCGAAGCCAAAUGGCGCGAAGGCGCCGAAAGGGUUUGGAACCACCCAGUCGCGCGGUGGUUUCGGCAACCAAAACAACAACAACAACAACAACAACAACAACAAUCACAGCUCGGGAUCUACCGACUACGAAACAGACGAUGCGAAUGGCGAAUUGAAUGGCGACGGCACUGCGUACUCCGACAAAAUAUUCUCGCAAUUACGGCAGGAUGGAAUCGCACCGCCAAAAUGGCCGUCAGAUCCAGGAAAUACGUCGUCCAAGGCCGCCAUGGCCAAGUUCAGGGAAGAAUAUAAGACAUAUCGCGAUCGGGCUAGGACGUCAUUGAUGCGCGCCGGCUUGAUUGACGAUCCCGAUAAGCCAAAGCGGCUGGAAGACGCGAUUGACUUCAAAGGCAUCUGCGACGCGAUGUGCCCCGACUUCGAGAAAAUUACUCGCAUCACCGAAUUCGACGUUCAGUCUGCCGAAAAGGACCCCCGAACCACUUUCGCCAACACAUCAAAAAUGGUCAAGAAGUUGGCGCGCUCUGCUGCUGGCCAGGAGGCUCCGUUACCCAUGGAUGUCCGAUCCACAGCCGCCCUCAGGAGGACGCUCGACUACCUCAUCGACGAUCUUCUACCGAUUGACGACAAGUUGCCCUCUUCGCAUGGUUUUCUAUGGGAUAGAACACGUGCAAUUCGCAGAGACUUUAUCUUUCAUUCGACAAUGUCCCCCGAGGAGAUGAAGGAUCAAGUUUACUGUCUCGAGACAAUCGCCAGAUUCCAUGUUACAGCUUUACAUUUGCUUUCUCAAGAGGGAUUUGCGCCGGAAGACUUCUCGGAACAGCAAGAAAUUGAGCAGCUGGGAAAGGCGCUGCUUUCUCUCAUGUUUGCUUACGACGAUUGCAAGCCGCAAGGUGUUGUUUGCGAAAAUGAGGCCGAGUUCAGGGCGUACCAUUUGCUUUUCAGCGCAAAUACUCCCAAUAUCCUCGACAACGUGCAAAAGGAAUGGGGGGACGCUCGCUUCUGGACCGAAUCCGAUACCAUCAGAACAGCUGUCUCACUCGUCGAGAGUCUGCAGAGCGCAGAGGACUUCCACGGUCCUUUGGGCUCGGGCCCGUCCAUGGCAACAUCGGGUGCACACCUCACUUACUUUAGAAUCCUCCAAAGCCGAGAAGUGUCUUAUACAAUGGCAUGUUUCGCAGAGAUUCACUUAGGUCAGCUGCGCCGCUCAGUUCUUCGCUCAUUGAAGAAGGCGUACACCAGACCACGGCAUGGGGCGAAAGACAUCACGCCCUCAUCGCUAAACCGAUUUCUUCAUUUUGAUACAGAAGAUCAGGCGAUUGAGUUUGUCGAGCAGCAUGGUCUCAGCUUCUCGAAUGGACAAGGACCAGCGGGCGAGCCCUUUCUCUCAGAGACUGGUUGA